ACUUGUUUUUGUUCAAACUUUCAAAGUAUCUGGUUUUCAAGUCAUGGCAGAGAGAACAACUGAAGCUCCAGGUCACCCAAUUGCACAGUCGUUCUUUCAUCAUGCACCUUUGAAUGAAAGAAUAUUAUCAUCCAUGACCUGGAAGUCUGUUGCUGCACACCCCUGGCAUGAUCUUGAGAUAGGACCGGGAGCUCCUUCAGUUUUUAAUUGCGUUGUGGAAAUUGGAAAAGGAAGCAAGGUGAAGUAUGAGCUGGACAAGAAAACUGGAUUGAUCAAGGUGGAUCGUGUUUUAUACUCAUCUGUUGUUUAUCCUCACAAUUAUGGAUUCAUUCCCCGCACAUUAUGUGAGGAUGGUGAUCCUAUAGAUGUGUUAGUCCUUAUGCAGGAACCUGUUCUAACUGGAUGCUUCCUUCGAGCUAGAGCGAUUGGUCUAAUGCCUAUGAUUGAUCAGGGAGAAAAAGAUGAUAAGAUAAUAGCUGUGUGCGCCGAUGAUCCUGAGUACCGUCAUUACAAGGAUAUUACUGAGCUUCCUCCACACCGUCUUGCAGAAAUUCGUCGUUUCUUUGAAGAUUACAAGAAAAAUGAAAACAAGGAAGUUGCAGUGGAUGAAUUUCUACCUCCAUGUAAUGCACAGGAAGCAAUCCAGCACUCAAUGGACUUGUAUGCCACAUACAUUAUAGACAGUUUGCGACAAUGAAGAUCCCGUGUGACGUUUGCACCCAGAGGAGGAAGAAUACUCAGCAAUUCAAGUUUAGUGUCAAAUGAAAGGGUAGUUGUUGAUUUUGGUGUUCAAACUGAGCUUUAUAAGUCCAAGUUUUUGUCAAAUAUUUAGGCCUAGUUGUUAUUAUUCGCAACUCUUUUUGUUUGUGGCCUGCAGGCUUAUAAUCCUACAUUUGUGCAGGAUAAACAUUCAGUCAAUAUAAUUGACUGUAGUGCACGAUUGCAAUUCCUAACUUCCUCAAUAUUUGCCAAAAUAACUAAAAUGUCAGUUUAUGUGACAAUAGCGUUAGCGAUAUCCUGGGAAAGUUGGUUGUAAGAAUGCCACAAUGUUACGCGCUUGUGGAAUAUCCUAAAACUCAUGAGUUUUAUCUAUUUUCUUUACUUUAGUGUUA
Molecule: messenger RNA, 1112 nt
Organism: Cryptomeria japonica (Japanese cedar)
Lineage: Eukaryota; Viridiplantae; Streptophyta; Pinopsida; Cupressales; Cupressaceae
Product: soluble inorganic pyrophosphatase PPA1
Exons: 8
Coding region: 44-697 (217 amino acids)
Biological process (GO): phosphate-containing compound metabolic process
Cellular component (GO): cytoplasm
Molecular function (GO): magnesium ion binding; inorganic diphosphate phosphatase activity
Source: RefSeq, a predicted model, not a curated record